CGGCAGGAGUGGAGCCAGCGCCUGGGUGUUUGCUGGCGGGCUCCGGGAGCGGUAGUGUGAACGCGGCGAUGGGGAGUGGCGGCGUGAUCCACUGUAGAUGUGCCAAGUGUUUCUCUUAUCCUACCAAGCGAAGAAUCAGAAGGAGACCCCGAAACCUAACUAUCUUAAGUCUCCCAGAAGAUGUACUCUUUCACAUCCUGAAAUGGCUUUCUGUUGAGGACAUCCUUGCUGUCCGAGCUGUACACUCCCACUUGAAGUAUCUGGUAGACAACCAUGCCAGUGUUUGGGCCUGUGCCAACUUCCAUGAACUAUGGCCUUCUCCAAAGAACCUGAAGCUCUUUGAAAGGGCUGCUGAAAAAGGAAAUUUUGAAGCUGCUGUGAAGCUGGGUAUAGCCUACCUCUACAAUGAAGGCUUAUCUGUAUCUGAUGAAGCUCGUGCAGAAGUGAAUGGCCUGAAGGCCUCUCGCUUCUUCAGUCUGGCAGAGCGACUGAAUGUGGGUGCUGAGCCCUUCAUCUGGCUCUUCAUCCGCCCACCAUGGUCAAUGUCUGGAAGCUGCUGCAAAUCUGUGGUCCAUGAGAGCCUCAGGGCAGAGUGCCAGUUACAGAAAACUCAUAAAGCAUCCAUACUUCACUGUUUGGGAAGAGUGCUAGAUCUUUUUGAGGAUGAAGAGAAGAAGAAGCAGGCCCGCCAGCUGUUUGAAGAGUCUGCUCACGCAGGAUGUCUGGCUAGUUCAUUCCUCCUUUGGGAAAGUGAAAGAAGUACAGAUGUGUCAGAUCCUGGACGAUGCCUCCAUAGCUUCCGGAAACUCAGGGACUAUGCUACCAAAGGCUCCUGGGAAGCCCAGCUGGCUUUAGCCAAAGCCUGUGCAAAUGGAAACCAGCUUGGACUGGAAGGGAAAGCCUGCAGAGAGGUAGUCUACCAGCUGUUCCAGUCCUCUCGGGCUGUCAGUAAGCGGCCAAUCUUCUCCGUGCAGAAGGGACUCAAUGACACAAUGAGGUACAUUCUGAUAGACUGGCUGGUAGAAGUGGCCACGAUGAAGGACUUCUCAAGCCUGUGCCUGCACUUGACAGUGGAGUGUGUGGACCGGUACCUGCGGAGGAGGAUGGUGCCCCGGUACAAGCUGCAGCUGCUGGGCAUUGCCUGCAUGGUCAUCUGUACCCGGUUCAUCAGUAAGGAGAUCCUGACAAUCCGAGAGGCCGUCUGGCUCACAGACAAUACAUAUAAGUACGAAGAUCUGGUGAGAAUGAUGGGAGAGAUCAUGUCUGCCCUGGAAGGGAAGAUUCGAAUCCCCACUGUGGUGGAUUACAAAGAUGUCCUGCUCACACUAGUCCCCAUGACGCCCAGAACCCAGCACCUGUGCAGCUUCCUCUGCGAGCUCUGCCUGCUACACACCAGCCUCUCUGUGUACACCCCAGCCCACCUGGCCUGCUCAGCGCUGCUCCUUGCCAGAUCCCUGCACAGGCAGACUCAGCCCUGGACCCCACGCUUGUGGGACCUUACCGGGUUCUCCUUGGAAGACCUCUUUCCUUGUGUCUUGAGUCUUCACAAAAAAUGCUUCCAUGAUGAUAUCCCGAAGGACUACAGGCAAGUGACUCUACUGGCUGUGAGGCAGCGAUUCGAGGACAGACUCUUUGAAGAAAUCAGCAAGGAUGAGGUGCUGACCUAUAGCCAGUUGUGUGCUGCAUUGGGCAUGAAAAAGGAGCCCUCAGAACCCCGGACUAUCCAGGGCGAUGGGGAGAUCCACACCUUCCUCAGCUCUCCUUCAGAGAGGAGAACCAAACGGAAGCGGGAGAACAGCCUUCAGGAGGACAGGGGCAGCUUCGUUACCACCCCCACCGCAGAGCUAUCCAGCCAGGAGGAGACCCUGCUGGGCAGCUUCCUGGACUGGAGCCUGGACUGCUGCUCUGGCUAUGAGGGCGACCAGGAAAGUGAGGGCGAGAAGGAAGGUGACGUGACAGCUCCUAGCGGCAUCCUCGAUGUCACCGUGGUCUACCUGAAGCCAGAAGAGCACUGCUGCCAGGAUUCCAGCGACGAGGAGGCCUGCCCCGAGGAUGAGGGACGCCAAGUACCAGGCACCCACAGACCCGUCCUAGAGCCCAGGCCCCUUCUCUGCAACAGGAGGGAGCUGGGCAAAGACGGCACAACCUCAGGGUACUCCUCCGUCAUCAGUGCCAGUCCCACAAACUCUGUGGAUGGCAGUUCCGGGGGCCCUCCUGGAUCUACCUCAUUGCCAUCCCCAGGCAGCGACUCCAACACACAACCUUGCCAUCAUCAGGCCAAGAAAUCAUGUUUACAGUGUCGGCCCCCAAGCCCCCCAGAGAGCAGGGUUCCCCAGCAACAAGUCAAGCGGCAAAACCUCUCCGUCUGCAGCAAUGAGGACGCGAACUUGGGCUUCCUGAAGCUGUGAGAGUGUGUCAGAGUGUUUGCCAUGGCGCAUGUUUACAGGGAAGGGCUUAUGUCCUGGAGGAGGAGUGGGCACUGAAGGGGUGGGUGCUAUGUCCACCCUGGGUGGCCUUCACCUAAAACUCCCAAGUGCUAACUCCUGGACACCAAGUUUCAUUGUCCAAGGGGUCCCAUAUGAGCCAUGGGAAUAUCAGAUUCCGUGAAAAAUUUAGCUGCUUCUCCUUAGAGAAAGUCUAGCCACAAAGCCAACAUGCCAUAACAUGUGAAGCCUAUGUUUCUGUACCCUCGUGCAUCCUGCUGUCUCUGGAAGCUUUAGUUUGUAUGUGAUAGGGUCUUUCCAGCCCUUACUCAACCCUGUGCCAGGAAACCAACACCUUCCACACUCUCGAGUGUGUAGCCCCAGUAUGCUGGCACAACUGGAGCCUCUGCUAGAAAGCUACCUGCUCUCAGGCCCCAGCAGGUUGCUCUCAGCGCACCUCUAUCCCCUUGCUGCCCUCCGCCUGUUUGGCGCAUUCCCUUUACAGGCUGCGGGUCUUGGAGGGAGGGAGCCCACUUCCGUACAUACACAUCUCCAUGGUCUGCACUGUGACCACCAGGUGUGACCCAGAAGUGGGGCCACAGUCUCCCUCUGGUACAUUUGUCUCAUCUUAGAAAUCUCUUUCCUUUCAGAAUGCUUUGUCUGUGUCCCCUUGAUAUCCAUGUGAACAUCUCUGCACUGAAUUUCUGGGUCAUUCUUUCUCAUCUGGAUUUCUUUCUCCUUUCAAGAUGAAAACAAAAGUCACAUUUACAACAGAAGGUAUUGAAUAAAAAGAGAACAGAUUUCCAACAUCAUUUAUGCUCAGCUGA
Messenger RNA from Perognathus longimembris pacificus (Pacific pocket mouse), 3250 nucleotides. RefSeq names its product cyclin F (gene Ccnf). The transcript has 17 exons. Gene Ontology annotation, molecular function: protein binding; cyclin-dependent protein serine/threonine kinase regulator activity. The record is from RefSeq and is a predicted model, not a curated record. The coding region runs from base 69 to 2408 and encodes 779 amino acids. Gene Ontology annotation, biological process: regulation of cyclin-dependent protein serine/threonine kinase activity; mitotic cell cycle phase transition. Lineage: Eukaryota; Metazoa; Chordata; Mammalia; Rodentia; Heteromyidae. Gene Ontology annotation, cellular component: nucleus; centrosome; cytoplasm.